Molecule: messenger RNA, 1189 nt
Organism: Loxodonta africana (African savanna elephant)
Lineage: Eukaryota; Metazoa; Chordata; Mammalia; Proboscidea; Elephantidae
Gene: CLDN7
Product: claudin 7
Exons: 4
Coding region: 381-1016 (211 amino acids)
Biological process (GO): bicellular tight junction assembly; cell adhesion
Cellular component (GO): bicellular tight junction; plasma membrane
Molecular function (GO): structural molecule activity
Source: RefSeq, a predicted model, not a curated record
CGCAGCCUCGGGCCGACAGCCCGGGGUAUUUUGGGGCCUGCCAGAACCCGAGACCGCGCCCAUACAGCCCUUCCACCUUGUUUGGGCAGGGUCGCCCGGGCAGCACCGGCGGGAACCGCCCGACCUUAGCAGACCGCUUUUGUUUGGAGCCACUCCUCCAGGCGUAACCUGUCCUCUCUGCUGCGAGACCCUCGCCCUGCCUGAGGAAUCGAUUUGUGCUCACUUUGGGUGACAAGAUUUGCUGUCACCGACCAAAAACUUUUGGUAUCUUUGGGUGACUUAAAACUCUAUCCCACCUUGCCUUUGUGUGGGGUUGCCCCUCAAGUUCUGUUUACUGCAGGGUCGCCCUCCCGGAGCCCCGUCUUUUCUGAGGGGGGGAAAUGGCCAAUUCGGGCCUGCAGUUGCUGGGCUUUUCCUUGGCUCUUGUGGGCUGGGUGGGCCUGGUGGCGUGCACAGCCAUCCCGCAGUGGCAGAUGAGCUCGUACGCGGGCGACAACAUCAUCACGUCCCAGGCCAUGUACAAGGGGCUGUGGAUGGAAUGCGUCACGCAGAGCACCGGCUUGAUGAGCUGUAAAAUGUACGACUCGAUGCUCUCUCUGUCCGCGGCCUUGCAGGCCACUAGAGCUCUAAUGGUGGUAUCGCUGGUGCUGGGCUUCUUGGCCAUGUUCGUGGCCACGAUGGGCAUGAAGUGCACGCGCUGUGGAGGAGACGACAAAGUGAAGAAGGCCCGUAUAGCCAUGGCGGGAGGCAUCGUUUUCAUCGUGGCAGGUCUGGCUGCCUUAAUAGCUUGCUCCUGGUACGGCCAUCAGAUUGUCGCAGACUUUUAUAACUCCCUGAUCCCCGUGAAUUCUAAGUACGAGUUUGGUUCUGCUAUCUUUAUUGGCUGGGCAGGGUCAGCUCUCGUCCUUCUGGGGGGUGCACUGCUGUCUUGCUCCUGUCCAGGCAGUGAGAGCAAAACUGGGUACCGGGCGCCCCGCUCCUACCCUAAAUCCAACUCUGCCAAAGAGUAUGUGUGACCUGGGGCAGAGAGCUCAGCCUGUGUGUGGGCAGGGUGCCCAACAAAGGCCCUGUGGUCAUCCCAGCCCUGCUGCACACAAAGUAUGGUUCUCUGAGGGGGGUGGGUUGGGUGAGGGGAAAAAAAGGGGGGCAGGGUGUGCUUUUUGUACAGUAAUAAAAAUGUUUUGGAAAA